CAGAAUAAUAUUAAUCCGCGGAAAACAUGAUUACUCCCGGACGCAGCGAGUUGGCUGUGUGCAUUGUUUGGGGCACAAGUCUGGGAUACGAAUGGUUUUAGGUGCUACUGAACCAACCAAAAUGUCGGCACACGCGUUUACUACACCACCGGAUGAUAUCGUACCUAUGAUGCCGGAUGAGAACUUCCAACAAACCACAGUCAUCGCUGGCUUGAUGCCAGAUUCAUUAGGAGAAAUGUUCAACUUCCUCGACGGAGACAGCUUUGGGAUAGGACCGAUGCACGAAUUCGUAUAUGGGUGGCAAGCGAUAGUUAAUACGAUGAGCAUGAAGAACAACGUGGAAGUUCGCAAACGUGCGGGCCUUCAGCGUUUUGCUCUUGCUGGAAUUAACGGCAUAACUCUUAUCUCUCACAUCGGUGCAACGGAAAUUAUGAUCAACGGUACCAGAACGUAUUGCUUUGGAGGUGUUUCAAGGCCUCCUGGUAGACGAAGCGUCAUAUGUAAGGGCGCUAUGUACCAAGAAGGACGAUUUUCUUGUAGAGUGCCAUACCUUCGUUUUCCAAGUGUGCUAGGAUAUCGUUACUGUAUUGAUAAGUAUGCGACAGUAAAUUCACUUGAUGGAACAUACAAAACCGCUUAUUGUGCACGUGGAGAAAGUAUCCCUAAGUUUCACUACGAUUACAUUUGCGAGCGAAGAGACGUCAAGAUCAAGCACGUCAAUCUCUCGGAUCCUAACGAAAGGUUUAACAUUAGAAAUCCUGUGGUGCGGAGAGCUGAAUAUUAUAGAGCUCCAUACGAUAUACUGAAGGCAUGUCCAGACUGGUAUGGUUGCAAUCUUCAUAUUUCACCAGAAACUUUACAUCAAAACUUACCAAGUGGUUUGAUGGAUGCCAAUGAGACAGCUUUUGUGGGUCAUGGAGGAGCAUACUGGCUUUCCCUUUAUUACACUCAGCUUUCUACAUACUCAAUUUACUUUCAAGCACAUGGCGAGUAUCCGUGGCAAUCUAAUAGACCUGUGGUCAAUGUCGAGAGAGGUGGUAUUUGGGAGCAGUUACUCAAGGCCAACAUUGGUCCGGACAUGAAUUUACAUUACAAUCUCAAUGGCAUUUACAACAGAUAUCCAGCUUCUGCUGCUCUACCUGAUUUGAUGCGAAACGAUGGACAGGUUCAACCAGCGAAUUUCAGAACUGAGAACCGAGAACCAGCUUCAGAAGAUAUUAUUGUAGGAGCUUCCGGCCAUGUGCCUAUAGACGGUGGACAAGGUAAAAUGGAUGUGGGUUCUUACAAGUUAAUUCAUGAUUCUCAGAUACAAGCCAGUUUCGAACAUAAUAAAAAUUACUCAUAAUUGUUUUCAAGUUAAUUUUUUCCCCUAAUCAAAUAAUUCGUUUAUUGUAUAUUGGUAGUUUAAUUAUUCUUAUCGUAUAUACAAUUCUUUCCAAGAAGAAAUGCCUAGUUACAGCCAUUACUCUGUUACUUUUGUCUAAGUCAGAAUUAUGUUAUAUUCUUACAAUCCCAGGUACGCGAUGGGUGGGCUAGCAAUAAAUUUAUGUAUACCUUACAUCGAAAUUUCAUUGCCUGCCAAUCCAAGCACCUUAUUACUUGCUUUAUGUUUAAACGCAUG
Hyposmocoma kahamanoa is the source of this 1621-nucleotide messenger RNA. RefSeq lists its product as uncharacterized. The coding region runs from base 92 to 1345 and encodes 417 amino acids. NCBI's taxonomy places the organism in Eukaryota, Metazoa, Arthropoda, Insecta, Lepidoptera, Cosmopterigidae. The record is from RefSeq and is a predicted model, not a curated record. The transcript is spliced from 10 exons.